AUGGCUAAACGUACAUUGGGAUUGGGCAAAGCAGCCAAAGCAAAGAAACAGAAACUUGAAAGCGAGCCAAAUACCAACGAUAAAAGUUCAUCUGAAGAUUCAACAAAUCAAUUGACAGUGGAGCUACCUGAAGAAGUUGAUGCUGAUGAUGAAAUCUCCCAAUUGAAAGGUCUUUACAAAGCAUAUAUAAACUCGGAUCGUGAUAAUGAGCUAAUAGUCAAUGGUAUUAUUCACGAGUGUGACAGAUUGUUGCGUAAUCAAGAAGAGGGUGCUGCAUUACCACCCACUUUUUACAAAAUUUACUCAAUCGCUUUGAGCGAACUCGCCAACUUCCACAUCGACGAUGUUAAGCAAAUCAAGGAAUAUUUCGGUGCUAGUUUGGAAAGAAUUGAAACUGGGUUAGAGAAAUACCCUGGUGAUGUUGAAUUGUUGCUUACUCGUUCCAAAAUUUUAAUAAAUCAAAUUGUUUUGCAAUUUGUAUCGCAAUUAAAAUUGAGUAGUGAGAAAGAUGAGGCUAAUGUCAAGGAAUUGUUGGACAAUGCAUUGAAAGUGUAUGAGCUGGCAGAACAGAAGGCAAGUGAUUUAUCAACAUUUGAUGCCUUCAAUAAUGAUGAAUAUUUUGACAUUUUGGAAGCAGUGGAUGACUUGUUAGAUAUUGUUGAUAAUUUUGGCAAAGAUGAAGCGGGUGACAACGACGAUGAAGAGACAGAAGUAGAUGGAAAAAAUGAGAGAAAAGAUGAUAAAGAUGGCAGACACUUCGAUGAUGAAGUCGAUGAUGAUGAUGAUGAUGGUGGGGUUGAAUUAGAGGAGACUCACCCAUUAUAUCCAAUCAAAAACACUGAUGAGUACAAUCAAUGGUGGAGAGAUCAUACAAUCAAAUACCUCGAAAACUUAAAUAAAGUAGAAUCCCCCUCUGAGUCUUUGAUCAGAGAAGUGAACCAAAGAUUGGGACAAUCGUACUUGCAGGAAUCAGAAAUUCCAACCAAUGUAUACACUACAUUGAAAUACGACGAGGACUAUGCAGGCUUGGAAGAGUUGGAAGGUUUAACUUUAUAUCAAGCGCAAGACAUUGCCAAAGAUCUCAUACACAAGGCAUUGGGUCAUUUAAAGAAAGCCGAGGACAAAGAAGAGCCUGAAUCUUGGGUGAAUAUAGCUGAGGCAAUGAUCACGUUGGGAAAUUUAUAUGAAUUGGAUUCAAAAGAGCAGGAGCAGUUGUAUGAUGAGGCAGAGACAAUUUUAAAGAAAGCAAACAACGCCACCAAUGGGAAGUAUCAAGAUGUGUUGGAGAAUCUCUUGGCGAAUCAGUAA
Molecule: messenger RNA, 1308 nt
Organism: Lodderomyces parapsilosis
Lineage: Eukaryota; Fungi; Ascomycota; Pichiomycetes; Serinales; Debaryomycetaceae
Exons: 1
Coding region: 1-1308 (435 amino acids)
Biological process (GO): positive regulation of cellular response to hypoxia; translational termination; positive regulation of SREBP signaling pathway
Cellular component (GO): nucleus
Molecular function (GO): protein binding
Source: RefSeq, a predicted model, not a curated record